Molecule: messenger RNA, 1113 nt
Organism: Sporothrix brasiliensis 5110
Lineage: Eukaryota; Fungi; Ascomycota; Sordariomycetes; Ophiostomatales; Ophiostomataceae
Product: large subunit ribosomal protein L4e
Exons: 2
Coding region: 1-1113 (370 amino acids)
Biological process (GO): translation
Cellular component (GO): cytosolic large ribosomal subunit; ribosome
Molecular function (GO): structural constituent of ribosome; RNA binding
Source: RefSeq, a predicted model, not a curated record
AUGUCUUCCCGCCCGACCGUCACCAUCCAGGGCGCUGAUGGCAAGCCCACCAGCGCCACCCACCCCAUCCCGGCCGUCUUCCUGAGCCCGAUCCGUCCGGAUAUUGUUCAGCAGGUGCACACCGGCAUGGCCAAGAACAAGCGCCAGCCGUACUCCGUCAGCGAGAAGGCCGGUCACCAGACCUCCGCCGAAUCUUGGGGCACUGGUCGCGCUGUUGCCCGUAUUCCCCGUGUCUCCGGUGGCGGUACCCACCGUGCCGGCCAGGCUGCUUUCGGUAACAUGUGCCGUUCCGGCCGCAUGUUCGCGCCCACCAAGGUCUGGCGCAAGUGGCACGUCAAGGUCAACCAGGGCCAGAAGCGCUUCGCCACUGCCUCUGCCGUUGCCGCCUCGGCUGUUGCCCCCCUGCUGCUCGCCCGCGGCCACAAGAUCUCCUCCGUCCCCGAGGUGCCCCUGGUCGUCGACUCCAAGGCGUUUGCCUCGACCUCCAAGACUGCCAAUGCCGUUGCCCUGCUGAAGGCUGCCGGUGCCGGUGCCGAUGUCGAGAAGGUCCGGCUCAGCAAGAAGCUGCGUGCCGGCAAGGGCAAGCUCCGUGGCCGCCGCUACCGCCAGCGCCGCGGUCCCCUCGUCAUCUACGACCCCGAGGUUGACGGCAAGGACCUGGCCAAGGGCUUCCGCAACAUUGCCGGUGUCGAGACCUCGUCUGUCUUCGCCCUGAACCUGCUCCAGCUCGCCCCCGGUGGCCACCUCGGCCGCUUCGUCGUCUGGACCUCGGCCGCGUUCGCUGCUCUCGACAAGAUCUACGGCUCCACCACCGAGGCGUCGGCCCUGAAGAAGGACUUUUUGCUGCCCUCCAACCUGGUUGCCCAGGCCGACCUGACCCGCCUGAUCAACAGCUCGGAAAUCCAGAGCGUUCUGCGCGCCCCCAAGGGCGAUGCCCAGACCAAGCGCGGCAACGUGCUGAAGAAGAACCCCCUGCGCAACAAGCAGGUCAUGCUGCGUCUGAACCCCUACGCCGCCACCUUCAUCAAGGACAAGGUCGGCCAGCAGAAGCUGAACACGGAGAAGCCCGUCACGGUCCCUGGCAAGUUCAAGACUCUGCUGAACGAGGCAUAA